CUCAAAUCCAACAACAAAGCACUGAUCCCACUAUACAACAAUGUCACGAACUCCCAAGGUGGUGGAGGCGGCUGUGGCAGCUAUCAUGUCCGCGCAGCUUACCCCUACGGAGCAUCUGCUUCUGAAAGACUUUGUGGCAAAUGCUGUUGAUGCUGACCGAGCUGCUCGGUACAUCUUAGAGUUAAUUGAGCAAAGCUCUGGCCAAAGCACUGAGAAUGUGCUUCGAUCUCUGAACCGGGACUGGCGCAGGUUGGCUGCUAAAUUAACCGGCGUUUCUGAAGUAUCGCCAAGGUCACAGACCCUUCUACGUCUUCGUGACGGGCCUCAUUGCGCUUUGACAGAGGGCUCUGAUCACAGUGUCCCUAAACAAAUGGAACCUGCAUAUAUCAUUCCGCCUACGAUAUUUGAUGACCCCGAUAUGGCAUAUAAGGGCUCGCUCCACUCCCUUCUGGUAACCUUUUUGACGCCACCAAAAGUCUCUAAGAUGCGAAACUUACUACGCAGUGAUAGCGAUCAAGGCAUGCUCAAGAACCUCUGGCUGUUGUCGCCGAGUAUCCACUCUGCAUUUCGUAAUGGCCAUGUCAACAUCCGACCUAAGAUGAAGAUUGACUGGGACGACGAAGACGAGUGUGAAGUAGCGGAUGCAACGGAAGCCAGGUACACAAUCACCAAGCUCUACCCGGAUGAAUGCACUGGGCUUCAAUUCAGCGACGGCGCACCGUUUGAGGACUCUAUACAUAUGUUUACAACACGUACAAAGGACCCAAUCCAUCUGUGUCUACCCAGCGCCUUUUUAUUGCGCGUACAUUACAGAUUUUCGAACGCCUUGCAUCUCUUUUCCAUUGAAGAUCGAAUUGCGAAAGGCUGGCCGCGGUGUGCUCCAGGCUUACUUGGUAGAAAUGCUCAAUGCGUUUUGCACAGACUGUGGCUCUGUAUCCCAAAAUUUGCUCGAGUCUGGUGUUACCGUAGUCUUUUCAAGGCAGGGCCAUAUCUCUACCCCAAUGAAAUCUCUACGCUGGUACAAAGGGUGCCGCUUGGUCUCUACUUCAAGCGCUGCGAGCGAUCUCAAGGGAACGAACCCAGCGCAUUGAAGUUGUUGGAGCGAUACACAUCCGUCCCGGCGCCUCUCUUGGUUGACACGUUCCAAGACGACGGCGUCACAGUAAUGGUGAUGACCAGAGUCCGAGGACAGAUGCUGAAAAAUGUGUUCCACCUAAUGUCCUACGUGGAGCGCGACCAAUUUGCGGACGACUUAGCGGCGAGUAUUAGGCAACUUCGACGCAUCCCGAAUCACACACCCUAUAUGUUCGGCGACACGACAGGCGGCCCAAUGGUGGAUCAUCGCGUUCCGGACGGGAGGUUCGGGCCAUUCAACUCAGAGGCUGACUUCAACUCCCAUCUGUAUCACAUCGGUAUCGGGCCAGAAUUGAAAGAAAGCCUUGCCCCGGUACAUUUACGGAAGCAUCGGGCCUUCUUCACACACUCGGAUUUGCAUUUGACAAAUCUGCUUGUAUGUGGUGGUCGCUUGUCUGGCAUCAUUGACUGGGAAUGCGCCGCAUUCAAGCCCGAGUACUGGGAAUUCACGAAGGCAAUGUACGGUGUGUGGAACCUGAAGGCCCAGGAGGCCAUAUUUCAGCGUGCCUUUGGGGAUGUCUACAAGGAGGAAUUAGAAGCAGAACAAGCAUUGUGGAGGGUCACGCCGUUCGGUAUUUGAAUCUGAGGCACAGGAAUCACAGAAACAUUCUGUUAUGGCAAUAUAUAUUAGCCCUCACAACUCCAGAUACUUUCCAGGG
Mytilinidion resinicola is the source of this 1793-nucleotide messenger RNA. RefSeq lists its product as uncharacterized. The record is from RefSeq and is a predicted model, not a curated record. NCBI's taxonomy places the organism in Eukaryota, Fungi, Ascomycota, Dothideomycetes, Mytilinidiales, Mytilinidiaceae. The coding region runs from base 41 to 1714 and encodes 557 amino acids. The transcript has 5 exons.